This is a messenger RNA of Thyridium curvatum, 1068 nucleotides long. RefSeq lists its product as uncharacterized. The transcript has a single exon. NCBI's taxonomy places the organism in Eukaryota, Fungi, Ascomycota, Sordariomycetes, Thyridiales, Thyridiaceae. The record is from RefSeq and is a predicted model, not a curated record. Bases 1 to 1068 code for a protein of 355 amino acids.
AUGUCCCGCAUCGCUUCUAUUCUAACAGCUGCGCUGGCAUGUAUCAGCGUCGCUAAUGCCGCCUGCGGCGACGGCUCCCCUCAGGCCGUCGUCUCCGGCUCCGGCACCUUUACGGCCACGGUCAACGGGGCCAACGUCUACAGCGGCUCGGACUACCGCCUCGCCAUUCAGACGGCCCUCGACCGCAUCAGCAGCGGCCAGCGCGUCGUCGUCACGGCCUCCGGCAGCAUCGGCGCCAGCACCAUCACCGUGACCAGCGGCAAGACGUUCGAGGUCUGCGGCACCAUCAACGUCGGCAACAAGGCUGGCCGCGGCGCCAUCGAGGUCAUCAAUCAGAGCGACGUCAAGAUCCCCUACCUCAAGAUGACCGGCAACCCCUACUUCGGCCUGCGCUGCUCCGGCACCCGCAACCUGAACCUGGGCGACAUCACCAUGAACCUCAGCGGCGGCCUGGGCAUCCGGUUCGACCGCGACGCCGCGAUGAACUACAACGUCAACAUGGGCACCAUCACAGUGACGGGCGCCGGCAGCCACGCCGUCGAGACCUGGAACAUCGACGGGCUGACCAUCAAGUCCGUCAUCGCCCGCGACGUGGGCGAGUGCGGGCUGCUGCUCCAAAAGACCAUCAACGCGCGGGUCGGCUACGUCGAGGGCAACAACGUCGCCAAGGGCACGGGCUACGCCACCCUCCGCUUCGCCAACAACAACGGCCAGCUGGGCGACGGGCAGUACACCAAGACCAAUGUCUUUGUCGACAAGGUGGUCUCGCGCGGCGGGGGCCGCGGCAUCUUUUGCGUGUCCAUGUCCGGCGCCGCCGAGAUCAAGUAUAUCGACCUGGCCGACAACGGCAACAACGCCGUGCUCAUCGAGAACUGCUACAACCUCGCCAUCAGGGACGGCGUCAUCAACGGCGGGGGUGAGGUGCGCGUCGCGGCGCGCAGCGAGUUCCCCAACACCAGCGGCAUCUUCUUUGAGGUCGAGGUCAACAACAACUCGGUCCGCGAGUCUCCCUGUGCCGAGAACAUCUUUUGGGCUAUCACGGGCAAUGCGAAGAAGAAUGUUUGCUAG